AUGGAUUCAGAUCAGUUUCUGGAGAUGAACGGAGGGGACGAUGAGGAUGAGGCUCUCAGGCGAGCCAUCGCCCUCUCCAUGCAAGGUGCAGCAGAUUCAGAGGUUGCGGCUCCAGAACAGGCCAAGGAUGGCCAAGGCUACAUCGACCUCACGUCGUCGCCGCCCACCGAGCCAGUCCGGGUGCAGAAGAAAGAGGAAACCACCGCACCACCUGCGGCCUCGUCGAUGAUGGGCCUUGACCGGAAACGCAUGGAAGAGGAACGGCUGGCCCGGCUUCAGAAGCGCAAGGCUGCAGAUUCCUCCGUCGCGGACGCAGCUCCGCAGCCGCCUGCAAAGCGGCCGGCCCCAUCUGGGGACCGGGCCCACGAUAGAGUUUACCGCCCUUCCCUCUCCGAAACAACAAAUAAGGCUGAAGCCGCACGCACGUCCAGAGAGCCGCCUGAGACACAUCGUCUUGAUGAUCAACGGGAACGCCCCGAAACUCAAAAGAGCAGACCUUCUAUCGCAAUAGCUACGGCAAAAUCAGGGGAUGAAGCGCUGCCAUUUCCCCAGGGGAUCGUCAAGAAGACAUGGGCUUACGGCGUUCCUCGGAACGGGGAUGAUAUCAAAAUCGAGGAAGUGCUACGGGCCAAGGAUCUGGAGCUCGCAGUCCUCAGUUCUUUCCAGUGGGACGAAGAGUGGCUCAUGUCAAAGUUGAACAUGCGAAAGACCAAGCUGGUCCUGGUCGCGUAUGCUGGUGAUGAUAAUCAGCUGAACUCUGUACGCCCCUCCACCCUUCAGCUUGAGACUGCUGGUCACUCCCCGACUGACCUCCAUCUUCAGAAGGCGGAGAUGCGAGCCAAUGUCCCGUCUAGUAUCCGAUUCUGCUUCCCACCCAUGCACGGCGGCACCUGCAUGCACUCGAAGCUCCAGCUUCUGAAGUACCCUACUUACCUGCGCGUCGUCGUGCCCACAGGGAAUCUUGUUCCCUACGACUGGGGCGAGACUGGCGUGAUGGAGAACAUGGUCUUCAUCAUCGAUCUCCCACGUAUCAAGGAUGCCGAUAAGCGAAACGGCGAUCAUCUGACGCCCUUUGGUGAAGAGCUAGCCUACUUCCUCAACGCUCAGGGAUUGGACGAGAGUCUUGUCCAUAGCCUUCGCAACUAUGACUUUAGCGAGACGAAGCGUUACGGCUUCGUCCACACCAUCGCGGGGUCGCAUUACGACGGUGCUUGGCAGCGAACAGGCGAUUCGGGCAUGGCCGAGUACCAGUCCAGAACGAACAAGUCGAAAAAGGCCAAGAGUACCACGUCGUCAGACGACAGGCCAAGUCUUGUCAAGAGCCGGAUGCGAAUCUAUUUCCCAUCACUUAGCACGGUGGAGAACAGCCGCGGAGGCAAAGGUGCUGCAGGUACCAUUCACUUCCAGUCCAAGUGGUGGAACGCGCCGACCUUUCCUCGCGAGGUACUGCGGGAUCUCGAGAACGUCAGGAAGGGCCUCUUGAUGCAUAGCAAGAUCAUGUUCGUCCGGCCAGAGUCGAAGCCUGAGGCAUCCUGGGUCUACGUGGGCAGUGCCAACAUGUCAGAAAGCGCCUGGGGCCGCCUGGUCAAGGAGCAAGGAUCGGGCAGACCAAAGCUGAACUGUCGCAAUUGGGAAUGCGGAGUUCUGCUCCCCACGACGGCCUCUAAUUCGUCGUCGCUGGCCAAUGCCUCGGUUCCGGACGAGGGGGCCUCGAUGCUGGAUAUCUUUCGAGAGGUGGUGCCCAUUCCAGUGAAGCUUCCCGGAACGGCGUAUCAAGAGGACGGCGGAAGACGGCCCUGGUUUUCCCAUGACUGGCAAUGA
This is a messenger RNA of Thyridium curvatum, 1821 nucleotides long. RefSeq lists its product as uncharacterized. The transcript is spliced from 7 exons. Gene Ontology annotation, biological process: single strand break repair; double-strand break repair. Gene Ontology annotation, cellular component: nucleus. NCBI's taxonomy places the organism in Eukaryota, Fungi, Ascomycota, Sordariomycetes, Thyridiales, Thyridiaceae. The coding region runs from base 1 to 1821 and encodes 606 amino acids. The record is from RefSeq and is a predicted model, not a curated record. Gene Ontology annotation, molecular function: double-stranded DNA binding; 3'-tyrosyl-DNA phosphodiesterase activity; single-stranded DNA binding.